AUGGACCAAAAAAACGAACAGGCAAAACUCUCCAAUCCACAAAAAAUUAUUACAUCGUUACUUGCCGGUGCUUGUGCAGGUGCCGUUGCAAAGACAAGUAUUGCACCUUUCGAUCGAGCCAAAAUUAACUUUCAAGUUAGAGUUGGUGAAUUCAGUUAUCGUCGUUGUUUUCAAUUUUUAAGAGAGUCCUAUGUGAAAGAAGGCUUUCUAAGUUGGUACCGUGGAAAUUCAGCCAAUUUAGUCCGUGUUGUUCCUUCAGCAGCCAUCAAUUUUACAGCUCACGAACAAUGGAAACGUGUUCUAGGCACCGACACAGAACAAAAAACCCCUGGUCGACGAUUUAUUUCUGGUUCGUUAGCCGGUGUUACAUCCGCUACUAUUACCUAUCCACUUGAUUUAGCAAGAGCUCGUAUGGCUGUAACAAACAAAGCCAUGUACAGUAAUUUAUUUGCUCUCUUUCUAUGCAUUCUACGAACUGAAGGCGUCACAGCUCUAUAUCGUGGAGCAUUAAUAUCCCUAGUUGGUGUAUUACCCUAUUCCGGUUGUGUUUUUUUUACUUAUGAAUCCCUAAAACAUAUACGUACAGAUUACAAUACUCAGCGACCGAUUAAUAAAACAGAAAGAAUGCUAUGUGGUGCUAUUGCAGGCCUUGUAGGUCAAACAGCGUUAUAUCCAUUCGACGUUGUUCGACGUCGAUUACAAACAGCUGCAGUUAUUCGGGCUGAUGAAGCAGCGCUUGGUGCUCUAGCAACUGCACGUAAAAUAGUUCGCGAAGAAGGAAUACGACGUGGUUUAUAUAAAGGUGUAACAAUGAAUUGGCUCAAAGGACCCAUAUCUGUUGGAGUAUCAUUCAUGACCUUUGAUACAUUGCUACGAUUAGUCCGUGAAUCGUCCCUAUUCACUGAGAAAAAGCAAUAA
This is a messenger RNA of Rotaria socialis, 918 nucleotides long. NCBI's taxonomy places the organism in Eukaryota, Metazoa, Rotifera, Eurotatoria, Philodinida, Philodinidae. The record is from the annotation of a GenBank genome assembly.